Molecule: messenger RNA, 2082 nt
Organism: Anguilla rostrata (American eel)
Lineage: Eukaryota; Metazoa; Chordata; Actinopteri; Anguilliformes; Anguillidae
Gene: eef1akmt2
Product: EEF1A lysine methyltransferase 2
Exons: 6
Coding region: 36-746 (236 amino acids)
Cellular component (GO): cytoplasm
Molecular function (GO): protein-lysine N-methyltransferase activity
Source: RefSeq, a predicted model, not a curated record
CAGGUGGUUGGUAGGAGUGUUGCUUACUUGUCAGUAUGGAUUCCAACGGGAGUGCACAUGGUAAUCAGGAUACGAUCAAAAGCGACGAAGAACAAUAUCUUGAACAGGAUUUCACGUCUUCAGAGCUAGGAACUAAAGAGUAUUGGGAUGAUGUCUACCAAAGAGAUUUACGGACCUACAAAGACAUCGGGGAUGUUGGCGAGAUAUGGUUCGGCGAAAUGAGCAUGCACCGCGUGAUCAAAUGCCUAAGGAAAGAAAACGUCCCAGCCGAUGCUGCCGUACUCGACAUUGGAACAGGGAAUGGAAGUCUACUUGUUGAAUUGGCUAAAUCCGGAUUCACAAACCUUACUGGAAUAGAUUAUUCUGCUGCUGCUGUAGAACUUGCCAAAAAUGUGCUGGAGCAAGAUGAUCUGUCCAAUAUAAAAGUUGAGGAGGUGGAUUUCCUGAGUUGUGCUGGGACGCUGACUGGGUUUGACGUGUGUAUCGACAAGGGCACUUUCGAUGCCAUUAGCCUGAACCCGGACAGUGCUGCGGAUGGGAAGGCGCACUACCUGAAGGCCCUGCAGGGCGCGCUCACACAGGGAGGCCUCUUCCUCAUUACGUCCUGUAACUGGACCAAGGAGCAGUUGCUCCACUUCUUCAGGCAGGGGUUUGCGUUCCAUCGAGAGCUGCCCACGCCCAGCUUCAUGUUCGGAGGGAAGACCGGCCACAGUGUGACAGCGUUAGCCUUCAAACGUGUGCAAUGAGAGACACGUCCAGGAUGUGCCGUCCAUUACAGAGACGUUUCCAUGGAUAUUUGAGUAACAUAGUUAAUAUGUGAAAAUUGGUGCCUCUGGACAAUUAAGUAUGAGGUUUACAGUGCCUAGCUGGCAUUUAUUUAUACAUCAAAUGGAAACACACACACAUCAUUUUUACUUUUCUGUAAGUUAUGCAGUUUCUUUUUAGAAAAGCUUGAGUUUCUUGUUAUGGCAAGACAACAACAGGUAGAUGGAUUUUCAGUCCAGGAAAAAUCCUUUUAGAUACAUUUCCACUGUCUGACUGCCAUUUGUAAUGACCUUUUUAUUGAGGGUACCAGAAUCAUACACAGUAAUAAUGCUCUGCCUAUUUAAUAAAAUUGGCAAACGAAUAAAAUUCAGCAACCAAGCUGGGGAUUUUAAAAGUUGUUUAAUAUUACUGAAAAUUGCAUUUGUGUAUGCCUGUGAAUGCCUUUGUGCUACAAAUACCAGAGUUGGACGUUCUACUGCUGUGCAUAUUUAAACAUGCAGAGAGAGGGGAAAAGAAACUGCCAUCUGCCGUUUUGCCUUCAGUUUCUGAACAAAACAACGAUGUUGACUUCAAAAAACUGAAGUCGCAAGAAGCAGUGUUGCCAGUUCAGGGUUCAACAAUAAUGUUUGCCUGGGGCAAGUACAAACAGGUGUGGAACAAGUGAAAUGACAGCUCAGGGUUAAAUCACAGUUCAGUAAGGACAAGUCUCCAUUUGUCACCUGUAAAUGAGCACAGGAGCAGAGCUGUGAGAGAAGAUAAGACAGGGGGUCAUGCUGGGUUCUGAGACCCCUCUCCAAUCAUAUAUUAUUAUUUAGUGUUUGGAGUAGAUUCAGUUUUAAAAUCUAAUUCUUGAUCUCAGAUGACUUUUUGUGGUUGUUUUUUUUUACCUGAUGAUACCGGAUAAGUGAAAUAUUAUUACAGAAGCUUUAUGUUUUUAAUUAAUGUAAUGCCCCAGCUAACCUUUGCCAUAGCUGGGUGAGUAUAAAUUUAGUUUGGGGAAGUCGAUUUCUUUAAAACUUGCCUGAAUAGGGAAGUGUGAAAAACAUUCAUGUUGAACCCUACAGGUAGUACCAACUAUCUGCUCAUCUUAUUUUCACUAAGAUGUAAGCUAAAUAUGGGCUAUUCCCUCAAAUUUCUUUCUCUUUGGGUGCUGUGGACAGAGACUGUACCUGUACCUCUGCCAGUGGUGGUAGAACAGUAGGUGGUGGUGUUGCUCUGUCAUCCUCCAUUGUCGGGGCAUAAGAAGGUGAAUGGCCUUUGUGUUCUCUCUUUGGGUUAAAACUUGCAUUCUGUGGAUUAAAAUGCAUUCCUAAACCA